UAUCAUUAUAUUGUUUACAGGGUUACCAAAUAGCCUCAGAUAGCAAACGUAGUAGGAAGUGGUUGGGUUCGCAAUUUUAAAGAGAAUUAGAAAAAUAUAACCAUGGGUUGCUGUUCGUGCAUUACGAAGUAUUCGUUGUUCCUCAUUAACUUGGCUUUCGCUCUGGCCGCGAUAGCGCUCAUCACCAUAGGAGUGUUAGCACAUUUUACGGUGACGGAGGUGACAGAGUUGCUGCCAGUGGAUCUCACAUCCAUCACCAUAUCAGUGAUUGUGGUCGGCUGUGUGAUCUUCUUGAUAGCCUUCAGUGGCUGCUGCGGCGCCGUCGGCGAGUACAGGUGUCUACUUAUCCUUUACGCUGUGUUCCUGAUAGUAGCAGCCGCUGGAUUGACGUACAUAACCGUCGUGUUGUUUGGAAACAUUCGCGACCUGACCGACACAGUCACCGGCUGGGUGGAGACAGCCUUCGAGAACAACAAACCAGUCUCAAUCGACGAUCCUGGACUUUUCGUUGUAUUGGAACGAGCCUUCAAUUGCUGUGGUGUGAACGGCGCCGAAUCGUAUGACUACUUGCCCAUCAUCCCCGGUACUUGUUGUCCUAACCCGGUCAACAUGACCUGCUCAGCCUCCGAACCCAGCUCGAUCUACGUCGGCUGCAGCCAGCUCUUUGGUGACUUCCUCAUUGACAACGGGAGGUCUUUGGGCUUCGUACUCUGCGCUGUUAUAGCCCUUAUGGUGGUAGCGAUUGUUGCUGUACUGUUCCUGAAUCAUACGAUAACGAGAAAGAAUCGCGCCGGCAAACUUUAUUAUUAAAUAUACCAACCUAUCUAAAAAAUGUUUGAAUUAAACAUUGAUGUAUAAUAUGUUACUAUAGUAACAUCAAUUAAAUACAUCAUCAGUCCUAGUUAUAAGACAAAGCAGCAAUAUAAUAAUAUGUAUAUCUUUAUUGUAUUACCUGCAGUUGUACUGAUUUUCCCUUCAGGUUCGCAGGUCAGACUAUAGAAUCAUCAUCAUCACCAGCCCAUUAACGUCCCCACUGCUGGGGCAUAGGGAUUCCUAUGGAUGGAUAGGGAGAUCGGGCCUUAAACCACCACGCGGGCCCAGUGCGGAUUGGUGGUUAUUAACGACUGCUAAUGCAGCCGGGACCAACGGCUUAACGUGCCUUCCGAAGCAAUAAGACUAUAGAAUAAGGAAUAAAUACUAUGUUUAGCACGGCAACUCUACGCCGCUUAGGUAGCCGCUUCUAUAAAACACCAGACCUGUCAAGCCUUCAGGGGCGCCUGAAGAAUGUAAUAUACAAUCCUGACGACCCGAUUACACUAGCCAUAGAGGCGGCCAAUAAGCUCGCGACAGACAACACUUCAGGACCUCGAUACUGACCCCGUCAGCGUGGUCGCCGAUGUCCCUCAUUCAGCUCGUAUCGCUAUCGGCGAGGUUCGCUACAACUGGGCACCCUCGGACAAGAUGUCUUAAAUUUGGUACCGGGUGAGCCAGCGCCAACCCGCAGUGGAGCAGCGUGGUGGAGUAUGCUCCAUACCCCCUCCGGUUGAUUGAGGGGAGGCCUGUGCCCAGCAGUGGGACGUAUAUAGGAAGUUUAUAGUGAGCCAGCGCUACACAUUUGUCCGGCCAAGUAGUUACUGCCAUAUCGAGAAAAUCUACAAUAAGUCACGUCAAAAAAAAUACGUAAGCGGGUUCUGUGAAAAGAUAAAUAAUAAGUACCUAUUAUUUUCAAAACCAUAAUUAAUUGUAAUUAAAUCGAACCAUGACAAAUACAUUUUCUUUACACAAUAUGAUUUCAAUAACAUUAUUAUUAUUAUAUUGUAUUAUAUACAAAGCUAGGUAUAAUAGAUUCGUAAGGAACCUAAUAUAAUUUUAUAUUAAUAAAUGUUGAAUAUUUUUUGCAUUUUAUCGUUUAUUUUCUUUUUAUGUGGAGAGAGGAAGUGUAUCGGGAUCGAAGCAAAAUUAAACUCCAUAGUAUAGUCUCUGCUUACCCCAGUGGACAUACAUACAUACAUAAAUUCACGCCUAUUUCCCACCGGGGUAAGCAGAGACUAUAGAAUUCCAUUUGCUUCGAUCCUGACACACUUCUCUUGCUUCCUCCACAUUCAUCAAUCGCUUCAUACACGCACGCCGGUUCAUAGUAGAUCGUAUUGAACCUUUUCUAAGGACAUCUCCAAUCAACAACAAUAAACGUGGACAAUAGACGUGAAUUUAUGUAUGUAUGUAUGUAUGUUGUAUGUAUAUAUAUUGUUUGCAUUGCGCACUUACUUUUAUAUGCGCAAAUGUCAAAUUGCAAUAUUGCUUUCUUAGAUGAAUUGCUUAGAUGUGGCCAUUUUAGCCCCCCUGGUGAGUGAUAAAACAUUUAUGUACUUACAAAAAAUUGACGGUUAAAUUGUUGUAUUGA
This is a messenger RNA of Pectinophora gossypiella (pink bollworm), 2401 nucleotides long. RefSeq names its product 23 kDa integral membrane protein-like. The transcript has 5 exons. Gene Ontology annotation, cellular component: membrane. The record is from RefSeq and is a predicted model, not a curated record. Bases 103 to 810 code for a protein of 235 amino acids. Lineage: Eukaryota; Metazoa; Arthropoda; Insecta; Lepidoptera; Gelechiidae.